This is a messenger RNA of Trichophyton rubrum CBS 118892, 804 nucleotides long. RefSeq lists its product as uncharacterized. Lineage: Eukaryota; Fungi; Ascomycota; Eurotiomycetes; Onygenales; Arthrodermataceae. The coding region runs from base 1 to 804 and encodes 267 amino acids. The record is from RefSeq and is a predicted model, not a curated record. The transcript has a single exon.
AUGGAGAACGAGCCGGAGAAGUCGCCAGCUGGGGCUGUGUCGAGUCAGGAGGAGACGCAUCUCCAUACUACAUCCACCACUGGAACGUCUACAAUAACGGCUCCUGAAGCCGAGCCAGGUCCUGGCCCAACGCCAACGGGCCCAGCAGCAACCUCGGAAGACUCGCCUUCACCUGUUCCUCCUCCACCGCAACCACAGCCCUUUCCAUCCCCAUAUACAGGGCACAGUACGUCAUGGACAGGCGCCAGCGUGCCACCCCAAGAAACCCCCAACGUCCGCCAACCCAUCCCUCCUCCUCCCAAAGCAUCAGAAAUGCAUCUCUACAAGGCGUCGACGACAACAACGAAACCGCCGAGCGCACAUAUAGAUACUCAAACACAUGCUCAACACCAUCACAUCCAAACUCUACCACAGCAACAUCAACGCUCAGCAUCAAACCACAGCAAUAAACUGCCCAACCUUGAGCAUCCACCAGGAUACCGCCAGAAUCCCGCCAUCGCCCAGCCGUCACCCGCAACACUCGCUGCAGACGGCGCGGGGUUUGGUACCGGCGAGGGCCCGCAUUUCGGCAUGCGGCAGGUCUGGGACCCAGCGCCCGGUGAAGCGGGAGGACGAUAUGUGUACCAGUAUGACUUCUUUGGCGACGAUGAGGAUCGCGACGGCCAAGCAGCAGAUGAUAGUGAGUGGCUGUGGAAUUCUGCUGCUGGGGCAUGGGAGACAACGCUUUCGUGGAUGAAGAGUGCUGGAGAGAGAAUGGCAGAGGCAGAAGAGGGGAUUUGGAGGUGGGUUAAUUCCCGCUCGUAG